Myripristis murdjan (pinecone soldierfish) is the source of this 2325-nucleotide messenger RNA. It is a transcript of the gene pla2g7, whose product is annotated as phospholipase A2, group VII (platelet-activating factor acetylhydrolase, plasma). The transcript is spliced from 11 exons. NCBI's taxonomy places the organism in Eukaryota, Metazoa, Chordata, Actinopteri, Holocentriformes, Holocentridae. The coding region runs from base 176 to 1384 and encodes 402 amino acids. The record is from RefSeq and is a predicted model, not a curated record. Gene Ontology annotation, molecular function: 1-alkyl-2-acetylglycerophosphocholine esterase activity.
CUUGGCUGUUGAGCGGAAAAAAGUUACCUAACUAGCUUGCUGGUCAAGCUGUGGAGGUCGAUGUUUUCUAAUGGAGGAUUCGUACAGUUGCUAGCCAAGACGAUUUACGCGUGGACAAGGACAGCGUCUUCGUCGUUUGGUAGAUCAGAGGAGGUGCAAGCUCUGUGUGUUUACCAUGGGGAACGCUUGCAGUAAUAACCUGGGGAUCCCUCCAGCCAAAGGCCCCAAUGCUGUUGGAUGCACAGACUUCAUGAUGGAUCACACCACACAGGGCACCUUCUUCCGGCUUUACUAUCCUUGUCAAGAGUCAGAAAGUGCAGAAAAACCAGACUGGAUCCCGUGCAGAGAGUACUUCAAUGGUCUGGCAGACUUCAUGAAAAUCAACAGAUCUCUCAGUGAAAAGAUUUUCAACUACCUCUUCGGAUCCUUUAAGAUCCCAGCCUACUUGGACGCUCCAUUUAAAACAAAUGAAAAAUGUCCAGUAGUGAUUUUCUCUCAUGGCCUUGGAGCCUUCAGGACUUUGUAUUCAGCUAUAUGUGCAGAACUGGCUUCUCAGGGCUUCAUUGUGGCCUCGGUGGAACACAGAGAUGAGUCUGCCUCGGCUACGUAUUAUUUCCGUGAAAAGUGUGAGUCAGAGAGGAGAGAUGAGCCCUUGCCUAAAACAUCAGUGUCGGCACCAGACAACCUGGUGGAGGAGUGGAUGUACUACAGAGCUCUGCAGCAUGGAGAGAGCGAAUUCCCCCUCCGAAAUAAACAAGUGAAACAGAGAGCAGACGAAUGCAUUCGAGCUUUGGAUAAACUCAUUGAAAUCAACUCAGGGAUAUCAGUGCAGAAUGUACUGCAAACACAGUUUGACUGGACGACAUUGGAGAACUCCAUGGACCUGUGCAGGAUAGCUGUAAUCGGACAUUCCUUCGGGGGUGCAACAGUGAUUGAAGCGCUGUGCAAAGAGGUUAAAUUCAAGUGUGGUGUAGCCCUGGACGCCUGGAUGUUCCCUAUAGAUGAAGAGAUCUUUCCCCGGGUGAAGCAGCCCAUCUUCUUCAUCAACUCAGAAAAGUUCCAGUGGGCAGGAAACAUCAGCCGCAUGAAGAAGCUAGAGUCAGCCCUCAUACAGAGGAAAAUGAUCACCAUUAGAGGUACAGUCCACCAGAGUUUCCCAGACUUCACCUUCCUCACAGGAAACUGGAUCGGAAAGCUGAUGAAGUUGAAGGGAGACAUCGACCCAGAGAUUGCCAUGGACCUCUCCAAUAAAGCCACUCUAGCUUUUCUGCAACGCCAUCUUGGUCUGGAGAAGGACUUCAAUCAAUGGGACCCUCUGAUUGACGGGAAGGACGACAACCUCAUUCCAGGAACCAAUGUCACUGUGCUCCAGUCUGCCAUCUAAACCAGUUCUGCCUCAGACGCUGCUGAAAUACCAGUGACCUCCUGGCCUGUGGUCAGAUGAUCUCACCUUGUGUUCUGUAGUCCAUGGAGUGACUUUAUCAUGACAAAUUAGGCCUACUUGUCAUUUCAGGUAGAUAUACUGUCUCUGUCAGUCAGGAUACUUUGCAUCUUUGUUCUCAGAUUUCUCGACUGAAGGGUCAGGCCAGGCAAAUGGGUAUGAAAGCUGAUCCCCAUCUUGUCAGCAGUGAAGACUCGACUUCUGCCUGGAUUUUUUUUUCUGAGAGAAUCAAAUGACUGCCAACAUCUUGACAGAAAAAUACCACCUCAUUUAAUGUACUAUUUGUUUUACUUGGCCUUGAAUGUUGUAUUGGAACAGAUAAACUAAUGUGUAAUUGUUGAAUCUUGACCGCUGAACAUUAUACAAGUUUUAUAGUCUCCUAGAAUGUAGAUAAAACCAUCUUUAAAAUACUUAAGCUUGUCAAUCACCAUUUCCCUGGAAUAUGAAUGUCUCUUGACAUGAUACAAGCUCCAUUACAAACAACUAUGGGUGCAGUGUGGUUAGGAUAAGCCCCUUAAUAAGAUACAAAUCCAUCCAAUGGGUUAGGAUUGGGUUUGGCUUUAAAAAAGAAAAAAAAAAAAGUUAAUUUCUUUUAUAUAUGAUCUUAGAAUAGUAAUUUGAUUGUAUACUCAAUAUUUAACUUAGUCGCAGUAAUUUAUUUAUGCAUAAGGCUCAUCAAAAGGAUACCAACACUCAAUUACAGGAAAAAAGGUUAGAUGUUUCCUGGGUGUAACAGAUAUACAAACAUAAUGUGCCUUAACUCACAGUACUGUUCAUCCAGGGUUAUUGAAAUGUAACAGCUUCUCUACUUUUAUACACUAAACUGUCUGAGACACUUGCAUUUGUACAUUACUGGAAUCCAAUAAAUCUGGUUUCUAUAAAAA